UGAAAAACACACGCUAUUACAGGAGUGAUGAGGAAGGAAGCGCGCACAUGCCUUCCAAGUCUUCAAACUAAAGUUAAAAGAGAUAGAUAAUUACUCAUCAGCUCUUUUAAGAUCCAAUCACCCCGGGGCAAAAGUCUCUCCGGGGUCCGUUCUCUCGAUCCUCCAGUCUGCUCGGCCAGAGAGUUGACCUGUGACCGGGUGGAGAGAUGAAGACUCCGCAGAUCAUCCGAGAAUCACCGGUACUCCUUCUGCAGCUGCAGCUGCUGCUGCUUCUGACAGGGGUUUGCAUUGACGGGUACAAGCCUGUCAUCAUCGUGCAUGGCAUUUUGGAUGGACCAAAACAGUUCAGCACGUUGGCUUUUCACAUAAACAAGGUGCAUCCAGGCACCGAGGUGACAGUGAUUGACUUGUAUGAUAGCUGGGCCAGUCUGGAGCCAAUGUGGAAGCAGGUCCAAGGCUUCAAGAAAGCCUUCGACUCCAUUGUGCAAAAAGCUCCUGAUGGCGUUCAUCUUGUGUGCUUCUCACAAGGUGGUCUAAUUUGUCGAGCACUUCUCUCCAUGGCUCCAGACCACAACGUGCACACCUUUGUUUCGCUGUCAUCACCACUGGCCGGGCAGUAUGGAGACACAGAAUACCUGAGGAAGGUAUUUCCUGACUGCACAAAAAAGUUAGUGUUUCAUUUUUGUUACAACAGAGUGGGACAGAAAGUGUCUAUCUGCAACUACUGGAAUGACCCUCACCAUCGGCCCCGCUACCUGCAGGGCAACAGCUUUCUGGCUAUGCUUAAUGGUGACAGACCUCACAACGACAUGAAAGCAUGGAGAGAAAACUUCCUGCGUAUCAAGAAGCUUGUGCUGAUUGGAGGACCAGAUGAUGGCGUCAUCACACCGUGGCAGUCCAGCCACUUUGGAUUCUAUGACAGCGACGAAAACAUUGUAGAAAUGAGAAACCAGGAGACUUACAAGAACGAUACGUUUGGGCUGAAGAUGCUGGACACUCGAGGCGACAUGUCAGUGUGCGUUCACUCUGGAGUGAAGCACAUUCAAUGGCACUCCAACUACACAGUGUUCAGCACCUGCAUAGAGAAGUGGCUCACAUGAAUAUAUAUAUAUACAGUAUAUAUACAAAUAUAAUUCACAAAUGCUUGCACUUGCUUCUCUUCUGAACAAAAAAAAAGGCUUCCAUAGACAACCAAAAAAUAUGGUCUUAAUAUACAGUCUAUGGUCACUCCCGAUC
Sander lucioperca (pikeperch) is the source of this 1236-nucleotide messenger RNA. Its product is annotated as lysosomal thioesterase PPT2-A-like. Gene Ontology annotation, cellular component: lysosome. Gene Ontology annotation, molecular function: thiolester hydrolase activity. The transcript has 8 exons. Lineage: Eukaryota; Metazoa; Chordata; Actinopteri; Perciformes; Percidae. Bases 207 to 1100 code for a protein of 297 amino acids. The record is from RefSeq and is a predicted model, not a curated record.